UCAUUCUCCUUUGUUCUCUUUUCCCGAGAUUCCUUCAUUUGUCUGAAGACAGAACCCACAAGUUUCCCUUUUUGUUUUCAGUAUUGCAUGCAUACCCGGUUUUUAAUAUGACAGUAUUUUGAUGGUGUUGCAGAUGUUAGUUGUAACAAGUUUGAUUCUUAUGGUGUUUGAACCAAAAUCAACAACAAAAAAAGCCUCAGGAAGAGUUGCAAUUUGGUGAAAUCAAUUCACUUUUUUGUUAGAGGGUUAAUUUUUGGGGACGGCAUAUAAAUGGCUUCAUCUUUGGAGGAGCUUCUUGCAGAGGAAGGGUUCAAAGGAAGAAGAAGAGUGACAAGGUCUAGAUUUUCCUUCCACAAUGGUGCUUUGAGUGAGCCACUUUACUCUUUCGAAGAGAGACUUUGUGUAUCAAGUGAAAGAAUCAAAACACACAGAACAAAAUCUGAUGCCUCACAAUCUCAGAUUAGAAGUGGACCGCUACAAAGUGAUACUCAUACUGCUAAGAACCGGAGGCCAAGGGAUAGCCUCUUCAUAAGAGACAAAAUGGAUGAACGUUUGAAGAAUGAAACUGAGAAGAAACGUUCAACCGAUAAAAAAUCAGGCAAAGGAAUUGAUAACAGUUCAUCAGAAUACAAGCCAAGGUAUGAGAUUGUUGAGGUGAGUGAGCAAGAAGAUAGCAUAGUUGAAGAUAUUUAUUCAGACCAAGUGUCUAAUUCUAGAAGAGGCAAAGAAAAGAAUUUCAAUGAACUUGUGGGAAAGCAAGUCAAGGACCCAAAAAUGAGUAAGAUGCAUAGCAGAAGUUCCAGUAAUCAUAUGCUUGGACACUGGAGUGGGAAUAGAAAGAGUAUAAAAUCCCAGGAGGACUCGUACACUAGAUCUAAUAGCAAAAACAUUGAAGAUGGCAGCAAUAAAAAUAGAGAUCACGCUAUGCAAAUAGCUUCUAGUUUCGCUCUUGAUGAAGUUGCUGUCCAAGCAAUAGUUUCCAUUCUAAAUGGGUAUAUAAAACGAUUUCUAAAAGAUGAGGACUUUCGGUCUACAUUGCGUCACAAUUGUUUCUCCUCCUUGAAUUUUGUUGAACUGGAAGAAGAGAACAAUACUGAGACCAAAGUCAUAAGAAGUCUCGAGCAUGCAAUUGAGACCGUAGAACAAACUGCUGAGGAGCCUAUAUCUACCACAUAUCUGAAGAGAGCCACCAUGCAGCUAAGCAUUAUUACAGGUUUGAGUUUAAAUGAUUUGAAGUAUGGGUUUACAUGUGGUAUCCCGAAUUAUAAGCUGUCAGCAUGUGCUCAUCUUUACCUCAGUGUGGUAUAUAUGAUACAGAGAAAAAAGGAGGUGUCAGCAAAGCAUCUCUUGCAAGUGUUCUGUGAUUCACCUUUUCAGGCAAGGACAAUAUUGUUGCCUGAACUGUGGGAGCACCUAUUUUCUCCACAACUUUCCCAUUUGAAGGCAUGGUGCAACAAGGAAGCUGAAAUUCUAGUGGAUGCAGCAAGCAAAACAGGAAAGCUGAAGCUUCUUCAAAAAGUGUAUGAUGAACAUUUGGAUUCCGGAACUCAUACAUUUGCCGUAUACUACAAAGAUUGGCUCGCUGAAGGAGUAGAAUCUCCAUCUAUUCCUUCUAUCGGCAUUCCUUCAAUAUCUGUUACAGGAAGUCAACAGGUUAGUUCACAUGGUCAUUCUUCGGAGUCUGCUAGCUCCCCUGAACCAUUCUCACCACAGCCACUGGUCAGCAAGAAACUAUAUGAUUCUGUCUUUGGGAAUUCGAGUAAACCUGGAGUUUAUGAAGUCAAAGAUAAUGAGGAUGAAGAUAAACUAGAAAAUUGCGUGAGAGGCUCUUAUGGUUCAACUAUUGUUGAACAAACAAUAGUGUAUGAGUCUGAAACUGUUAAAUUUACGGAUCAAGAUGUUGAAGAUUUCACUCAAAGUGUACUAGUCGGUGCAUUCCAUCCUCAGAAAGGAACUUCAAUGAUGGCUGUAGAAGAAUGGCAAGAAACGAAUCUCAGCAAUGAAAUUAAUAACUCUUUCUCCAUACAAACUAAUUUAAACAGCGGCACAAUUGAUGCUCAACCACAUGGAAAACCAAAUAAGAUAAGCUCUGCAGUUGAAGGAUCAUUUUUUCCAAGCAUUCCACAGGAAUUUAUUUGUCCUCUUAAUGGAAAUCUCUUUGAGGAACCAGUAACUCUAGAGACUGGUCAAACCUUUGAAAGAGAAGCCAUCAAAGCAUGGUUUGAAAAGGGAAACAGAACAUGCCCGGUAACAGGAAAUACCUUAGAAUGUGUAGUGAUGCCACUUACCAACCUUAUUUUGAAGCGUUUGAUCGAUAAUUGGAAGUCAGAACACUUUAGUCACCUUCUGGAUUUUGCUUUUCAAACAGUGGGAAAUUCAAAGGAACUUAAGUUGAAAAAGAGGGAUGAGGCUACCGUUUUCAAGUUAAAGAGUCUUCUCUCAUCUUUGCAAGAAGAGGACAAAUCAACUUAUGCUAAGCGUCUCAUCUCUUUAGGAGUUCUUUCAUUUCUGUUAAGGAGGUUUGAACUGGGAAAUGUGGAAGAAAAAUCACAAGUGUUGUCACUCUUGAUAAACUGUAUUCAAGCAGACUCAGAUUGUAUAUUUCAGAUAGCAAAGAGUAUUGACAGAAAAUGUCUUUGUCAGCUUCUUCACAGCAAGGAGGUUACCUCAAUAACAAAUGCAAUAGUAUUCCUUACUGAGCUUGUAUCGAUGAAGAGGAGAAAGGAUGUUACUUCAUUCAUAAGUAGCUUGGCGGGUGAAGAUGUAUUUAAUACAAUGCAUGUUCUGCUCAUUUAUCUCGCCAAUUCUUCUCCGCAUGAAAAGCCUCUAAUUGCUGUCCUUUUGUUACACUUUGAUCUACUGGUUGAGCCUCAAAAGUUUAGCAUAUACAGAGAGAUGGCUGUGAAUGCCAUUGCAGUGGGACUUGAUGCCAGCUUAAAUGAUGAGAAGGCCCGAGUAAAGUGUUGCAGAGCUCUUUUAAUCUUGUGUGGGCAUUUUUCUUCAACUGGAAAGACACAGACCAUGAGUAGCAUCUUAAAACAAGCAGGUUAUAAUAAUGAUAGCUCACAAGUGAAACCUCCUAGCCAUGAAGAAGAAGGCCAGCAUUCAGAUGUAACCAUUUCAUUGGAAGAUGAAGAAGAAAGGGGUGAAGAGUUGCAAAUGAACUUGUUAGAAUCAUUGAUUGGUAAUGGAGAAAGCCCAUUUUUGAAGACUAUAUCUAGUUGUUUAGAUUCUAGACACCUAGAUUUGGUGAGGGCGUGUCUAAUAACUGUUACAUGGUUGAGCUCCUCACUUUGUACACUAUUUAAUGCUGGAGUGCAUCUUCCUGCCCUCUUAACCAUCAUCUCUCAGUUGAAAGGAAUCCUGGAAAAUGGAGAACUUGAGUUCAAGACUCUUGCAUCUAUGUCCUUACUUAAUUUCAGUAAAAUAUCAGAAUGUAGAACUCUUCUGAAGACUAUGGCAGAAGAUAUUGCUCCCCUUCUUCAUGGACUUAUUGAUGUAACAUGGCCUGCAAAGCAGCUGCAUGCCAUUGUGUCUGGGGAGAAUCUGUAGUAUUAUACAAAAUAUAUCUUUGCCUCCUCAUUUCCGGAGUUCCAAUUUUGAUGGUAUCCAAUUUUUCAUUUUAAAAAAAAAUUAUGCUGCUUGUAUAUGAAAAG
Molecule: messenger RNA, 3656 nt
Organism: Gastrolobium bilobum
Lineage: Eukaryota; Viridiplantae; Streptophyta; Magnoliopsida; Fabales; Fabaceae
Product: putative E3 ubiquitin-protein ligase LIN-1
Exons: 9
Coding region: 271-3552 (1093 amino acids)
Biological process (GO): protein ubiquitination
Molecular function (GO): ubiquitin-protein transferase activity
Source: RefSeq, a predicted model, not a curated record